This is a messenger RNA of Triplophysa rosa, 5454 nucleotides long. RefSeq names its product neuronal PAS domain protein 1 (gene npas1). NCBI's taxonomy places the organism in Eukaryota, Metazoa, Chordata, Actinopteri, Cypriniformes, Nemacheilidae. The transcript is spliced from 12 exons. Gene Ontology annotation, biological process: regulation of transcription by RNA polymerase II. Gene Ontology annotation, molecular function: protein dimerization activity; RNA polymerase II transcription regulatory region sequence-specific DNA binding; DNA-binding transcription factor activity, RNA polymerase II-specific. The record is from RefSeq and is a predicted model, not a curated record. Bases 605 to 2887 code for a protein of 760 amino acids.
UUUAUAUUUACUAGCGAUUGAGGAGAGAGAGGGAGAGAGAGAGCGGGUGAAGAGACAACCGGUGCGCGCAGCUUUCCCAUGAGGAAAUGAGAAGAAUAGAAGCUCUCCGAGGAAAGAGAGCCAAAGAGGGAUGCAUGCCAGAGAAGGAAACAGCCUCGCAUCCUCCAACUCAAGUCAUAUCUGAGACGAUCCUGAGCCGGAUGGUGGGAAAGUGAGAGAGGAGGAGAGCGUGGUCACCGCCGCCCUGAGCCCAUAAACACACACGUUCGUUCUCUCACACUCUAGCGGCAGCUGUGUGUUGUGUGUGCGUCUGCUCUUUUGUGCCGGCAGUUGGGAUUGUUCUUGGCCCCGUCUGACCCCCCUGUCACCCCCUUAGUGUGUGUGAGUGCAUGUGAAAGCGUCAGGGGUCUCGGGACGUGGAGCGAGCCGAGGGUCAGGGUUCGGGUAUCCGGACGGGUCCUGGAGCAUCUGAGGAAGAGGAGGAGGAGAGCAUCUGCCGCUCAGCGCUGGACAUGCACAUCAGCUCUUCUGCUGGGGGUCUCGGACUGACAUAGCCUCGGCCAAUCACAGACUGAGUUAGAGGUGGCGGCCCAUAAGGGGCGUGAUGGCGGCCAUGCCGUUCGUCAGCGAGGGGAAGUGUGUGAGCGUGGAGUGGGAUUUCCUACAGGGGUUGCUCGCCAAACCGCCAACCUUGCCCUGCCUGCAAAACUUGAGGAAGGAGAAGUCACGCAACGCGGCUCGUUCUCGGCGGGGUAAAGAGAAUUUUGAGUUCUUUGAGUUGGCCAAAAUGCUCCCUCUUCCCGGAGCAAUCACCAGCCAGUUGGACAAGGCCUCCAUCAUCCGCCUCACCAUCAGCUACCUGCAUAUGAGACACUUUGCCAGCCAAGGAGACCCGCCCUGGAGCCCUCUAAUGGAGGGGCAGAACAAUUGCAACAAGGUGAGAAGAACGAGUCAUUCAUUGGCCACUGAUAUAUUUGAGCAGCACCUGGGAGCUCAUCUUCUACAGUCUCUAGAUGGAUUUGUGUUUGUGGUCAGUCAAGAAGGAAGAUUCCUUUAUAUCUCAGAGACCGUGUCCAUCUACCUUGGUCUUUCACAGGUUGAGUUGACCGGCAGUAGCGUGUUCGAUUACAUCCACCCUGCGGACCAUGUUGAGAUGGCAGAUCGUCUUGGCAUUAGGCCACACCUCCGGGCGGAGGCAGGCUGUCAAACUUCCCAUGAGAGUGCUUCAAGCUCCGCCUCCACACCUUCACUGGCGGGAACUCCAGAAUCAGCACCAUCCAGUCCCUGUUCUCCUGCCAAUGAGCUGUCAGAACGUGGCUUCUUUAUCCGGAUGAAAUCCACCCUCACCAAACGCGGCAUCCACGUUAAAUCUUCUGGUUAUAAAGUGAUUCAUGUAACAGGUCGAAUACGCUGUCGCCCCGCCCUGGUGCCAGGCACCUCCCGUCCCUUGCAUCGGCCAAUGGGGUUAGUCGCUCUGGCUCACACACUUCCGCCCUCCACGCUUAAUGAAGUGCGCAUGGAAAGUCACAUGUUUGUGUUCAGGGUCAACAUGGACUUACAAGUCACCUACUGUGAGAACAGGAUUUCUGAGUAUAUGGAUCUCAGUCCAGCAGACGUGGUCGGACAAACUUGCUACCACUUCAUCUAUGUAGAAGAUCUGGACACCAUCAGGCAGAGCCAUGAAGACUUAUUACGGAAGGGGCAGGUUGUGACGGGCUACUAUCGCUGGCUGCAGAGGAGAGGAGGCUAUCUAUGGAUUCAGUCCUGCGCAACCGUGUCCAUCAACCACAAAGCACCCCAUGAGCGGAACGUCAUCUGGGUCAACUAUGUGGUCAGUCGACCAGAGCUGGCAGACAUGCCUCUGGACUUAUUACAACUCCCAGAAAGCCUGAGGGCAGAACGGCUUCAAGUAAGCUCCUCCCCACGACACAACUCUCCAAAGGCACAAGGUUCCACAGUCACGCAGCCUAUAAAAAGUAAUGCGGCCAGAGCCGAACCAGACCGCAAAGGAAAGGAAACCUACGCGCAUUCGGUUUCCAGCCAAGCAGAGGAGACCAGGAAGCGAUCCCACCAUCCUAACUCUGACAGCGGUCCUCCAGAGAGCAGGAGGCGUGUGGAGGUGUUUCGUCAGAGAGAGGACAGCCCUUGUACCUCCUCAGACCAAGCCAGCGACAGCGAGGUGGAGGAGGAGGAAGAGAGAGAGACUCAAUGGGACCACGCCUCCAGCAGCAAACACGUGAAGAAUGAGGAUGGGACGGCCAAACAGGGCAACGGUAAGAUCCAUAACGGUCGCGCUGUGAUCCAGCAUCUAAAGAGCGUGGUGACCAGUUCAGCAUCAAAUAUUAAAACUGAACAGGAAGUGAUGGGAACAAAUUCAGGGGGGCGUUGGAGCCAGCCUCCAUCCGGUGCAGGAACCAACGGAAGCAGUCAGCCUUCAAAAUCCACCCCAACAGAAGCUCCACCCAAGGGUUUGUUCAACCCUCCCUCCCCAACUUUGUCUCCGCCCAUCUCUGCCACACCUCUGGCCAGAGAUGAUCGUUCUAUUCACGGAGGGCGCGCUUCAGACUUCGAGCUGCUCCAGAGACUGACCGCGAGCGGAGCUGCGGGACGGGUGCUCUUUCAUCCCCUGGCACUCGGACCACAAGGGCCUCAAAGUCUCUACGCCCCCAGUACGAUUCGUUACGCCCCCGCUGAGAUGCCUGCGGGUCAUGCAGAAGGUCAUCGCUCGGAUUACGUGGCUAAAACCCCGGCUUUCUUUCCACACCUGCAAAGGAUCGCGUCUCUGCCGCCCUUCAGUGGCUUCUCUCCGGCAGAACCCACCUUUCCUCCGACUCUGCCCUUCUGUAUGAAUGGACUGAGGGGUGCCGCUGGAACGGAAGAGGACUGAGAGAGGGAAAAAGUGAGAGAGAGAGAUGGACAGAGAGAGAGGGAAAAUGAAAUGGAGAGGCACUAAGAAAUAAGGAAUAAUACUACAAAAGGGACCACAGGAAAAGAUUGGGCAAACAGUCUUCCCAGAAUCCUCUUCUCUGUUCAUUUGUACGUCUUCCUCUCUCUUAACAAGCAGUUAAAGCCAUACUGAACAUAUGAAGGACAUCAUGCAAUUACACGUUGAGAAUAUAAAGAGCAGUUGUCCCCAGAAGGGACCCACUCAAAUUUUGUCUUGGGCCGUUUGAUUUUAACCAAUGGCUCUGGGAAUAUGCAAGUAUGGACCGGAGCAAAAUGGUGGGCAAUUGCCAAAACAGACAUUCCUGACAACAUACAUAAGAAAGCACAGUCCAGAGGUCCCCGGGUGGCCCUCAGAGGGACCAGACUGAUGAAAAGUAGAACUUUUGAACAAUGUAGAAUUUUCAUUUUUGUAAAAAAAGAAAAUUGAAUAAUUGUCUUUAAACGUAUGAAAAGAAUCACUUGAAAACAAAAUACCCAUGUAAGGUCAUAGCCAUAUAUAGACCACACUAGAGACUUCAUACAUGCAAAGCCUCCAAAAAACUCCAGAGCAAAUAUCAUGGACUAACCUUCCUGUCAGUAAUUUGGGGUUUGUUGGGAUGGCGGGUGGGUUGGGGGUGGUUGUGUGUGUUGUUUUGUCAUUUAUCAUGUCCAAGCACUUAUAGGAUAUUGUUGCAGACACGUAGCACUUCAUCUAUGAUUCUAGUAUUCUGUAUUCUAGUUCUCCUACAGUAAAAUCACAAGAAUUAAGUUUACAGUAAGCGUGAGCUUGUUAUAUAAAGGUGCAAUCUUUAAUGGUAAAAUAAAUUGAAAAAGAAACCUCUUUUUUAGGACCUACUUAAUAAAAAAAAGCAUAUUUCCUUUCAAUUUCUCAUUGACAUAAUAUUUACAAUAUGAAAAAGGUAGUGCUUAAUAUAUAGCCAUGGAAAAAAUGAAGUGACCAUUCCAAAUUUUCAUUAAAUCAGAAUUUCUAGAUGUAUUUUGGUCAUUCCAGUCCAGUGUCUGUUGAAUUUCAACGAAAUCAAACCUCAGGAGUGACAAGGUCAUCCAAGAGCAAUGAGAAAGACUGACAGCAUGACAAGACACAUAAAAAUCGAGGUCAUCAUAUAUUAAAAAAAUAUUUUGAACUUGUCCUAAAUAAAAUACAUGUAGAACUGUUGUAUUGCUUAAAAUUGAAUAUGAACUUGUUUUCGUUGCAGUAUUUGAGGUCUGAAAAAAUACUGAGCAUCUUUUCUGUUAUUUUGACCUCUUUCUCCAGUUUUCAUUUUCUGCAAAUAAAUGCAAAUAGAAACAAGAUUUUCAUUUGAAAUUUGGAAGAAAUAUUGUAAAUUCAGAAAACGCUUAUUUGGUACGCUUAUAUACCAAAACAACCUUGUAGCCAAUGAGCAGUAAGGUGCACAGUGCACAGGACGGACAUUAGCCGAGCCGAGCGCUGACGAAAGCGAAAGAUGGGGGUAGGGGUGUGUUUGUUUUGGUGAUUUGAACAUCAACAACGGCUAAGAGAAAUCGGACACCCCGCCUUUAAGAGGACAUCUUUUGGUGUAUGUGUCUGUAUGAUGUUCCACCAGUAAAAUCUCAAGUCAUAUGUUAACAAGCCAAUGGAUAUCAAGUGUGUGGAAUCACAAAACUCCAAAAAUUAAAAUGGUUCACUUUCACGUGACAAAAUCUGAACAGAUUUGAAGUCAUUUAUAAUAAUUCAGUCUUUACUCAGAUGUAAAAUUAAGGAUUGUACCUUUUAUGAAACUGUCACUAAAGGACUACAGAGCCAAAGGUAGUUCACUCAAAUAUAACAAUUAUGUCAUCUUUUUUUCUUGUCAUGUUGAAACAUUUUUUAAAGAAUGUUCAUGCUGCUCUUUUGUUUUUAGAUUUCUUAUAAAUGUUAAAUCUUUCAAUUUAUUUUCUGGUUUUAAUUGAAUACUGUGAAUACUGAAUACUGAAUUUAACCCCAACUGUUAGUCAUUUUUCAAUGAAUGCCAUGAGAUUGAUGAUGACAGAAUUUUUAUGGGAUGUGAAGGUUCCAAAAACUAAAAUACUUACAAUAAUGUGUUUGUAUUUAAGUGGACUAUAAAAACUAUAUCAAGUUCUUAUAAAGCCACACCGAAGAUAACUGAAUGUGGUUUGAUAAGCAGUAAAAGCAUUUAUGACGACAAACAUCUCUCCAUAUCGCCACACUUUUCUAGGUAUUUUGUUGUUUUUGUGUGUAUAUGUGUUUCUCAUGCAGUAUUAUCAUAUAUAAGUGGUUUUCAGUAGCACUACAUGAUGUGAGAUGGUCUUUUUAUUUCCAUUUGUGAUUGCGAGUGAAUGUGUAAAUAGAGAGAGAGAGAGCGAGAGAGUCAAUCCAGAAAAUAUCAGCUCAAGAGUUGAUGUCCUCUUGACUCUAACCACUGUGACUUCAACUUCUUUAUGAUGAGGAGAUGUUUGUGAACAUACAGCGCCAUGAGCAUUAAAUGAAAAUUAUACAUUGUAAAAAUGAUUAUUAUGAUAAUCCAAACAUCAACAAUAAACUCUAUU